GUUGCUUUGCGAAACCAGAGUGACCCUCGCGCAACUUCGUUCUGGUUAUUGUAGCAGGUUUAACUCCUACUUAUCCAGAAUACACCCCGACAUUCCAAACAUAUGUCCUGCGUGCAAUGAGGCUCCGCAUGAUACUAACCACAUCUUUGCAUGCCCAAUAAAUCCCUCUCAUCUAACACCCUUUUUCCUAUGGUCCGACCCCGUCGAAAGUGCCCGUUUUUUGGGCCUCCCGUUAGAUGACCUCGACGACAACCAAACUAUCACUUACCAUCCAAGCGGGGACUAGAUGCCGUUACAACAACAACAUUAAUCACAACGUAGUUGAGCUACCUGAAGUGUUUUACGCUUUAAUUACUUAAAUUAGAUUGUCAAUUAGUUUUAAAUAUAGGCGUUAUUUGAAAUAGAAAGUUAGUCUAUGUAGAAUUAAGUGACAAAAACCUAAUUUACAAACAAUUCGUUGAUAAGAAAUAGGGCUGUUUCCUCAAUAAUGGUUUUGGUUAGGCGCUUAAUCAGGCAUUGAGCAAACGGCACUUAAUCUUUUCAUAAUAUCAAGUACAUACAUACAUAUAUAUCACAACAGUGGUAGGCACAAAAUUAAGUCUGCCACGAUGGUGUUAAAACUCAGAACGAAACCUGGGAGACCUUAUAAAAUACAUAGCCUCUCACAUGUUCUGAGUUGCACAGGUUUCAAAGUUUUACGUAGUGAGCGAGAUAAUAGCUGCGCGGGAAAACGAUCGGUCGUUUUUCAUAAAACUGCACGUACACCUGCAUUACAAAAAAAAAAAACAGUCCUCUAUGCAACUGACGUGCUUCUACAAUAUCGGUUCAACUCAAAGUUUGGUACUAGAGCAAGUAGUUGAAGCAUUCAUUAGUAAAAUAGUUGCGAAACAGGCGAGUCAUAUCGGUAUAAUUGUAUUCACAUAUUGAAUAAGGGACAACAUAGGUAGUAAGUUGUAAAAAUAGCCAAAAUAUUUUAUAUUGAUCAAGAGCUUGAGAAAUUAACAUGAAAUUUAAUCGUGGAAAACUACUCGUAGCGAGUUGCACCAUGUGAACGCAACAUAUAGCAUCAAAAAGGGAAGCUAGACAGACAAACCUCAAACAUCAUGACCACAUGCAGUUCUUUCAAUGAUGAAGUUACACUUGGCGACCAUUAUGCGUUGGACAUUAUUAAGGGACAUUUUAUGCGAGACUUUGAUGUGAGAGACGUCUUGGCAAGUUUGCAAGACAUCUUUAGCAAACCCGAACAACAAUAUAUAAAUGCGCACCUUCAAUACGAUAACGAGUGUACGCAAAAUGUCAUCAUCGAUAGUCAAGAUGUGCUCGGUGUGGAGAAAGCUUCACGCCUAUUUGCUGUGUUGCGCAAUAAGGGUUAUGAACAAAUACACAAAUUUAUGGAAGCUUUGAGUAGUGAUUAUUUAUGGCUCGUGAGUCAUUUCGACAAUGUGAAUAAAGUGGAUUAUACUGAUUAUGUGGAUUUAGUACACUCUCUGCAUUCAAAAGUUAGCCUUAAGUAUGACGAUUAUAAUGUACAUCGUUCAAUGCCGUUUCGAAAACUACGCAAUGCUUUACUUACCAUGCCAAUGCAAGGUCGUGUGAUAUUAGUUAGUGACUUCGGUUAUGGUAAAAAAUGGCUCGCAGUCGACGUUUGCACUGAUUUUGACGUUGCCAAAGCAAUGAAUUUUCAAAUUCACUGGAUCGAUAUGGGCGAGUGCACUAGCGCAUUGGAUGAUUUACGUAUGUUACGUUACCUAAAACUUUUGCUAACUCAAUCAACACGUUCCCCUUCACCGGCCGGUUAUGGUUCAUUAGAACGUACGGAUCAAAAUACAAAUACAUUUAAAAAUUCAAUAGAAGAAAAUAAACUUCUAGUAAGUCAAGAGCUUAAAAAGAAUGCGAAUAAAAAGUGCCUUGUCGUAUUGGUGAAUGUACGAAAUACGCAUGCGUUGGAGGUCUUCGACUUGCCAUGCAAAUUACUUGUGCUUACACGCAGUAAGAAGGUUAGCGAUGCGUUUGCGAAAAAACGUAGCACAACAAUACGUUUGACAUACGGUCUGACACGCGCAGAGUUUUAUAUGCUCUUUGAGAAGUAUUUAGGCAAGAAUUUGUUGGAAGAAUUUAUGUAUUCGAUUUAUGCGCAUAGUAAUGAACAUCCUUACUUGCUCAGCUUGAUCGGGCAGAGCUUACGUCAAAAUUUAGCUAAUUGGCAGGAUUGGAUCGAUAAAUUGCGGGAAUCAACAUUUGUUGAUGAUAAAUUCAAUGCAGCAAUUGAAAAGAGUUUGGACAGCUUAGAACCGGAGUUGAGAAGAACAUUCACUAAAACAUUCAGUUGCUUUCCGCAUGCCAUCUAUGUGCCACAAAAGUUGAUCGCUGCGCUCUGGCCUGCGGAUAAGUGUGAGAAAGACUUGGAGAAGUUAUAUCGACAUGGUUUUCUGGAAAAGUUUAUUUCACCACAUGAUGAGAUCUGCUAUAAGCAACUCUUUGUCUAUGGCAAAACAAAGCGCAACAAUGAAGUGACGGCGGCUGAUAUAAUGGAUAUGCAUAAAAAGCUGCUUAAUUAUUAUCAUCUAGUUGAAGAUCUGGCGACGCGCAGCGAAGUAUUGCCAUUUGAGCGUGAUAUACACGACUUCUACUUUUUCUCUUGUAUUGGUUAUCAUCUUAAUAAGUCUGGACUCACAGGCUAUUUUCGUCAGCUCUAUUUGGAUUUUGGUUUUCUGGAGCAAAAAAUACGCAAAGUCGACUUGUUAAGCACCAUUGCCGAUCUAGAAACUUAUGAGCAGUAUAUUGCUCCUGAUUUGGAGGCACGCAAAAUAUUUCGUGCGUUACUCAAAUUUUUACCCAAUAUCGAAAAGACAUUGCAGGAAUCAAGCAACACUACACUUUUGCAAUGCGCAUUCAUGGAGGAUGGUUUGGUGGGCGUUGAGGCGCGCGUACAAGCGGCCGCUUUUCCAAAUUUUGCUUGGUUUGAACAUCACGGCUGUAUUCAUCAACGUCAGAAUAUUGUACCACUACCGAGUACACCGAAAAAAGUCUUACUACUCGAUCAAGAACGUGCUUUAAUUGCUUUAUAUGAAAGUUCAGCAAUCUUGCUAAUCAACAUAAGUUUUGAUUGGAAUACAUAUUCAGUGAAACUUAAGGAUCCGAUGCGAGGAAAAUCCAACGUGGUUGAUAUACGUUUUUUCCGCGACAAGAAUUCAUGUAUUUUAUUAGCAUUGUAUGCUAAUGGCAAUAUGAAUGUUUGGUGUCUACCGGGUGAUUGCAGUAUGUAUCGACGCAGGUCUCAUUCAUUUGCGCGUCCAGCUGAAAAAGAAAUUGAAUGUCGGAAUUUUAUACCAAUUGAUUACUUGCUUAAACCGAUAUCCGCUUUCGAUUUUUCCUAUGGUGUUAACACUAAUCCGUCCAAUUUAUAUUUGGCUUAUGAAACCGGUGAAAUUCGAUUUAUUGAGUGGAAUAGCGAAAAUAAAAACUUCCAGCCAGCACCAUAUGAGUCUUUGAAAACCGGCAUGAUCGAUAUAUGUAUGCUACGUAUCGCCUUCAAUCGUAAUUAUAUAGUGUGCAACAAAGUGGGUGACAUAUGCAUUUUCGAUGUGUUGGACUACUCCCAUCCGCGUGGCAUCGAAUCGUUUAAACACUUAAUCGAAACAAUCGAAUUAAGCCGCAAUAAGUUGCUGCUAAUUUGUCGCCGUUGUAUUGUACAGUUUAACAGCAGAUCUAUAAAUGAAACCGGCGCGACAAACUACCUGCUGCAAGAGCGUGAUCUAACCGCCAAUGAUGCGGAUAAUGCCAUCAAUUGCGCCAAACUAUUGCACAUCAAUGGACAUAAGCAUAUACUUUUGGGUACCAAGAAGGGUCUCAUAAUGUUUGACAUCGAAACGCGUACAAAAGUGUUGACGACAAAUGUUAACGAGAAUAUCACUUGUGUUGAUAUACAGCUACUGGAUGUGGUUAAGAACAAAUAUAUAGUGGCGUGUGGCUCUAACGCGCAUAAGUUCUUGAAUUUGUUUGCGUUGCGCACCGAUGCCGAUGGCAGACCUCUGCUCAGCUGGUCAGGUGGUGCAAAAACAUUAGGUUCGAAGCACGCUAACUUGGACUUGCAGAUGCCACCAUAUGUGUCGCUGAAGGGCGGCAAAUUAUAUACGGUGCAAUAUGAGUGUGAUGCAGCGACGCUGCUGGCGGUCGAUUCUCUGAAUCAGUUACAUAAAAUUGAUGCUAGCGGUAGUACACGUGUAUACGCAACAGCGCCAGACAUUAUCACUGCUAUUACACAGUAUGGCAAAAAGUCGUUUGUUGGUUGCGCGAAUGGUGCGCUUGUCGAUUUGAAUUUAUAUGUAACUACGCCAGCAGCUAUGCAAACGAUGUUUAAUGAGCAGCCGAUUGAGUUUUUACAGUUGCUCAAUGAACAUACACUGAUUGCCAAGAGUGACAAUGAGCUUGUAGUUUUUACAAAUUUGAAUUAUGGUGUAUGUAAGCGUUUUCCAAUGCUGUCCAAUAAAGUGGUGCGUUGUUUUCGUAGAACAACUGGACAAAUACUUAUAGUUUUUACAAGUCGUGCAUUUUGGAUUUUGGACGAGUGUGCCAAUUUAAUAUACAAUUACAUUCCGAAAACACCUGGCAGUAUUGGUGGUUGCGAUUUCCAGAAUAACCAACUUUUUACUGUAACUGAAAACUAUAAAAUCGAGGUUUUCGAUCUUGCCGAGUCGCUUGGUCCCAAACAGCCGAAUAUGAGCUACAACGUCGGUGAUAUGUUCGGCGGCGCACGAGUCAGUUGUGUAGCGGUGUCGCGAAAAGCCAACUUAAUCGCUGUCGCAUGCUAUAAAAUGGACUACAAUGGAGAGAAUGACAUAAGCAUACAUAUUUACGAUUGCCAACUACACGCCAAACGCAUCGAUUUACUCUACACACUUAAAGGUCACAAUCUGCGCAUCAAUAGUAUGCGUUUCUCACCCAACGCCUGUGUGCUAGUCAGUUGUGCUGAGCAGUUAUGCUGGUGGAGCAUGCACAUGGCGGCGUGUAAGCUGAACAAUGCUAUGGCAGACACAACAACAAAUCGACGUAGCGGUCUUACACGUUUUCCCUCCGACAGUGAAGACGAGGAAGCGCUGGAAGAGCACUUAACCGCCGGUAAACUUGCAAGAAUUUUGGAAGAUGUUUCAUUGCUAGCGCGUAAUGAUACACGGCCGCCAACAGAUGUCACACCUGUCGAUGAUGUUGUUGAUUUCACAAUGGCGGCCGGCGCUGUUGAUGCUGUUUGGAAGACCAAGUGUGGACCAACAAGAAAUUGUGAAUUGUUGGCUUGUAUCAAAUUUAAUGGCAGUGAGGCGCAACAGUUUUUCGCCAAUGAAGCGUUCACGAAAUUCCAGACAAUCGACAAUGGUGGCAGUUACUAUGUGUUGACGCUGCAUGAUUUCAACGCGCCAAAGGAAACGAGAAACGACGAAGAAACUUCAUAUAUUGAUGCAGCUGUUGAUGUAGUCACCUGACCGCCUGACAGUCGCAUUUGUACGCCUAGCGGGCGUACGAAAAAGUGUACUGUUUCGAAGUGUACGCCUGUGAUUGAGACUGCAGCGUUUCGCUACCAAUUUAUAUACUUUUUAAUUUAUUUUUGUAUAUUUCACUGCGAUCUCUUUGCAUGUGAUUUUUAACGGUAAGGCAAGUCAAAGGCACAAACCCAAAAAAAAAAAACAAAGAAAUGUUAGAAAUUUUUUCAUGCUUAUAUUGAAUGCCAAUAGUUAUUGUAUAAGUAUUAAAGUUUUAUAUGUACAACUAACCAACUUCACGUGACAAUUAUGAAGUAACUAUAUUGUUAGUUUAUAUACUACAAACAAAUGGCAACUUCGACGUGCAACAAAUUGGUGCCAAAUAGUUUUUUUUUUUAUACAGUGUGCCUGCUAAUUUAAGUGUAUCAACAAUGAAAGACACUCUGAAAGUUCACUCACUUAACAGUUGAGUUUAGAUUUAAUUUUUAUAUGUUAAAAAAUAACGUAUUCCAAAAAUGUCAAACCAAUUAUUCUUACCAUAAGACUCAAUAUAUAUAUUAUUGACAUAAUUUGUAUAUAUAUUUUGUGUAGGUAUAUAAUUUUCUAAUAGCUAAGAGUAGCGCAUUUAUUUUGUAGCAAUAACUGCCACAAUAAAGCAUUUAUGGUAUGUUCGUUUUUGGUAGUAAUACCAAAGACCUAAGCAAUCAUUAUAUGUAUGUGAAAUGGAGAUUUAAAUGAGUAAAAUUCGUUAAAAAAUUUUAAAACAACUAAGUAGAUUUUAGCGAAAAUAGGUAUAUUGAUUUUUUAUAAAAUUUUGUGCAAAAGCUUAAAGUGGUAUUCUGGUCUAGACGCCGAAAUUUUAGGCAUUAUUCGAACUAAGCUAAAAAAAUGAAAAACAUUUUUACUUAAUUUGUUAUUGACAUUUAAUGAAUAUUAAA
Bactrocera oleae (olive fruit fly) is the source of this 6412-nucleotide messenger RNA. RefSeq names its product Death-associated APAF1-related killer (gene Dark). The record is from RefSeq and is a predicted model, not a curated record. NCBI's taxonomy places the organism in Eukaryota, Metazoa, Arthropoda, Insecta, Diptera, Tephritidae. Gene Ontology annotation, molecular function: protein binding; ADP binding.